Molecule: messenger RNA, 1779 nt
Organism: Ananas comosus (pineapple)
Lineage: Eukaryota; Viridiplantae; Streptophyta; Magnoliopsida; Poales; Bromeliaceae
Product: pollen-specific leucine-rich repeat extensin-like protein 2
Exons: 1
Coding region: 1-1779 (592 amino acids)
Source: RefSeq, a predicted model, not a curated record
AUGGCCAAUCGAGAAAGACCGCAGCCAUUCCGCUUCUGGCUCCCCUUCUAUAGUCGUCAUGCCCCCACUCUGCCCCCUCCGCCUUCAACACGGCGACAAGCACGAUCUCCUACUCCACCGGCUUCUCCACGAGCUUCUCCGGUGCUGGGAACUCAACCUCGACACUCAUCUCAAGGACAAUCUGCUACGCCACCAACUUCUUCCUUGGCCUCUCCAUCGGCUUCUCCGGUGGUGGAAGCUCAGCCUCAAUACUCACCUACAGAACCAUCUUCUACCCCACCACCUGCCCCAUCGGCUUCUCCAGCGGAGGCAGCAGCUCAACCUCAAUACUCACCUCAAGCGCAACAGCCUACUCCAGCUUCUCCAUUGGGCUCUUCAUCAACUUCUCCAGAGGUGGCAGCGCAGCCUCAACACUCCAGUCAAGAACAAGCUCUGUCUCAACCGACUUCUUCACUGGUUUCUCCAUCGGCUUCUCCAAAGGUGGGAGCACAACCUCCAUAUUCAUCUCAAGCACAACCUCCGAUUCCACCACCUUCCCAAGCACAGCCUCCUAUUCCACCACCUUCUCAACCAGCUUCUCCAGUAGUGAUAGCACAAUCUCUUGCACAACCAGACGCUGACCUAGCUAACUCAGAAGGUCAACACAAGUAUGUUAAAUCCCUAGAGGAUAAUGUAGUAAAUUCCACUCCUAUCGAUUUCCAAAACACUAACAAGGAAAUUGAACGAGAAACAAAACCAAAUCUAGACAGCGAGCAAGAAAGUAAAACUGUUCAAACACCAGCAAUAGAAAAACAGUCCGAAAAAGUUAACGAGGAGUUCAAGAUAAAUAGAGAAACUAAACAAAAGGCUCCUGUUGAAACCCAAGAUCCCAACAUAUUAUCCGAAGGGUUUAACAAAGACAAACAAGAAAUUGAAGCCUCCAAGCCAGAAACAAGCAACCAACCAACAGAAACAAUAGAAACCAAGAUUUCAACCCCAGAACCUCAUAUUGAAUUUCCCUCAGAAGGUAGCAAACUUAAGGUCGAACUUCAAAUAUCAAGCCCAACACAUUCCGAGAAGGGAGAUAAAUUGAACAUAGAAAAGCCAGGAAUAAAAAAUGGUUCAAGGGGCAAAGAGACCAAAAUAGCAAUUUCAAGCAUCCCUCGGGCUUCAAUUUUUGAUGGUCAAAGAGCAUGCUUUCAGAAAGAGAUCGAAGACGGGCUCGGAAAGCUCUACCAAAAGCAGAUUGAUGGGAUAUCACAAAAGCCAGGGUUUGGACAAGCAGUGAGUAUCGUAACCUUCGCAGGAGAAAACAAGGGAGCGUCAAUGGUUAUAGGCGGCGAGGUCAAACUAAGAGAAGAAAAUUUGAACUCUAAAUAUAGCACAUAUCCAGGAAUAAACUCCAGCAUUAACAGUAAUGUUCAAAGCAUAAACAACUCCACAUUGCAAGAGAGCUCGUGCAGUGCACACAAUCCAGGAGUUCAUUUGAAUCUCACAAGCAAACAAACCGAACAGCCUAGCCAAUUAGGGAGAAUAGAACCUACAAAAGCCAAAGAGUCAUAUUUAAGUGUAAACCCUGAUACAAAAAUACCUCAUGACCCAAGAAUCAGAAGAAGAUGCCUUCGAGCCCUGUUCUUGGAGAGCGAGAGUGACCCAGAGAAUCCCCAGAAGCCACAGCGACAUGGAUGUCGUUUUAGCUGCGAGGAGAAGAGAAAAAAAGUCAAUGAAGAUGGUAUACGUUUAACUAACGGUGGGUCAAAGCAUGCUGAAGAAGGUAGCAGUAGAACAUUUAACCAAUGA